This is a messenger RNA of Trichoderma citrinoviride, 4320 nucleotides long. RefSeq lists its product as hypothetical. The transcript has a single exon. NCBI's taxonomy places the organism in Eukaryota, Fungi, Ascomycota, Sordariomycetes, Hypocreales, Hypocreaceae. Bases 1 to 4320 code for a protein of 1439 amino acids. The record is from RefSeq and is a predicted model, not a curated record.
AUGCCAGUCGCCGAAGCAGACGCCGAAGCUGCUGCUGCUUCUGCUGCUGCGACGACAGUAGUAGCAGGGGCCUCGCCCAGCCAUAGGAAUGCCGAUUCAACAGAGGCCGCUGACAGACUCGUUGCCUCGUCGCCACCCUCGACUCCCACGAGCCCCGUGUCGCCGACCUUUCUGUCCGUCGCCGGCCGGGUCAGCACGCCCUUGAGCCUGUUUGUCGACUCUGCGCCCAGCAGCGGCAAGAAGAAGAUGCUGUCGCCGUCGUCGCCCACCAGCCCCGGCUCCGAGAGCGCUGCGGAACUGCGCCAGCGCUACCUGGCCAUGUCGCCCACGGCGUCGGCCGGCACGAGAACCGGAGAUUCGAUGCUUGCAGAGGCGGAGAGGAUGCGCCGGGAGCGGACAUUGCUGCAAGAGCAGCAAGAACAGGAACAGGAACAGGAACAGGAACGGGAACACCAGCAGCGGGAGAGAAGGCGAGGGCGCGAGAGACGGGAUCAGGAACAGGAACAGGAACAGGAACAGAUGGAUGAGACAGCCUGGAGGGAACAGAGCACAGGGACAAACACAGGCGCAGACACACGCACAGGACCGCCGCUGCCGUGGUCGCCCAGCACCAGCACCAGCAUCAGCAACCUGGACUCGAAUGUCGCGGCGUCUGCGUCGUCCGUCGCCGGCGACAGUAACAAGCAUGGCCAUGACCUCUCCAGAGGCGUCAUUUCCGCUCCCCUGGCGCAGAGCCCCAACGCACGCGCCAGGCGAGGAGGCCAACACGAGCGCCCCCGGGAUUCGGACAUCGCGACGAUUACGGGUAAUGCUAAUAAGCUGGGUGCUACUAAUGGCAGCAGCGGUAAUACUGCUAUUAUUACUGCUGCUAGCAGUGCCACCGCUCGUAUCCCUGCACCCGAGGAUGCGCCAUUGCACACGGGCAGCGUGCAGCCGGGCACCAAGCUGGCCCAUCCCAAGCCCAUCCUGCACAUUGCAACCGACGUCUCGUCGCCGUCGAGGCUCACCCACCACGCCGACCUGCUCACGCGCUCCGCGUCCGCCGUCAGCAACGUCGCCCACCUCGAAGCCACGGCCGAGCGCCUGUCCAUGACCAGCAGCAUCGACGAUGCCAUCCGCGAGCUGCACUGCGAACUGAAGCGAAGCGACAGCAGACGAUCCUCCAUCCUCGCCGCCAGGGCCGCCUCCGCCGACGAGCACAACAACCCCAACUCGACGCGCCUGCGCCGCCAUCCCUCCAACUCCAACUCGACCUCGUCCGCCGCCGCGGCCGCCCGGCAAAGGGGCUACUCGCCCGCCUACGGCGUCAUGUCGCCCACCUCCUCCAUCAGCGGCCGCAUGCGCUCCGGCUCCAACGCCUCCGCCGGCCGCCCGGAGCACGACGCCAUCAACUCCAUCCUGUCCCGCCACGGCCCGGGCAAGAGCUCCGUCAGGAGCGUGCGCUCCGCCAAGCCGUCGCUGGCUGAGAUCUCCGAGUCCGAGCCAAUCUCCCUCAACCAGCACGUGCUGGACCAGGUCGACGCCGUGCCCCCGGCUGAGCAGCACGUCGCCGCCGACGCCCGCAGCAUCAUCGAGCAGGACGCCGUCGGCCUGCCGCACACGGACGAGUUCCACGACAUGCUCGAGGGCGGCUUCCGGAGCCACCGGGCCUCCAACCUGGUCCUCGUCAACCCGGAUCUGCCCUCGAGCUCCGACUACGAUGAGCACGAGCACCGCGAUGCUUACGACGACGACCGGCCCAUGACGGCCAACUCUACAAAUACCUUCCAGGUCGCCCAGGAUGCCUUUGUCGAUUUUGACGGCGCCCACUGCGAGACGGACACCGAGGAUGAUCGUUUCGCUUCUACCGUCGACAUGGGGGCGCCCUCGCACAAGCGAGAGAGGCUUCCCGACCUGUACCAGCACCAGCAGCCUCCUGCUGCUCCCCAGCUGCCCCAAUCUUAUUCCCAAUCCCAAUCCCACGCCCAACCCGUAUCCCUACCUCCUAUCGUCGAUGACGAUCACCUGCCCACCCCCCAACCCCCCGCGACCGAGUUCGCGAGGCCGCACUCUUACUUUGAUCAGCAAACCGGCCAGCACAUGCUAUACUACCCAGCCCGUGUCCCUGCCAUGCUCAACCUGCCGCCCAAGCUGUCCAACAAGCCCAAGGCCGCCGACCGCAACCAGCGACGCUCCCAGCUCCUGGACGCCAUGAUGCAGCCCAAGAGAAAGUCCAUCGUGCCCGACCUGGACAAGAUUACCCUGCCCGACCCUCUGUCCGGCCACCGCAACUCGUUUGCCGCCCUGUCGGUGGCUGACAACCUCGAGGGUGUCGACAAUGCCACCACGCCCACCGGCUGGUUUGAGGAGGCCGCAGCGCAAGCACCAAGCGAAGCCCACCCGCCCUCCCUGGAGGAUCUUCGCCGGCCCCAGCGGCUGUCCAAGAUGAACAAUGACAAGCACAAGUCGACUUCCGGCCUGGACCUGCCCCCGCAUCUCCGAGCCAGCGUCUUCUUCGAGCAGCCGUCUGAGCUCCCUGAGAUUGAGAUCAAGGAUGGGUCUGCCAUGGCAACGCUCGAGAGCAUCCUCGAUGCCUCGGCGACUGCUCCCGUCAGCGCCUUUACCGACCACCCGUAUGCCGGCAAGCUGGGCUCAGAGGUGUACGGCAAGCCGAAGAAUAAGAAGACGAAGAAGAAGAAGGAGACCAAGCGCAAGUCACAGCAGCUGGAUGUCGCGACUGCCGAGACAGGGACGAAAGAAAAGUCCACCAUCAAGCUGCUCACCAAGAGGAGCCAUAGCAGCUUGCUCGGCGGCAAAGCCAGCAGCAACCCAGACCCCACCGCCACGCAGGGCGAUGGUCAUGGUGAUGCCCACGAGGAAUCAGAGGAGGAGGAGGAAUCAGAGGAAGAGGAAGAGCAGCUUGAGGAAGGCAUCCUUGACGGCGUACCCACCACGCUCCUCGGCGAAUUACACCUCCGCAAGCAGCAGCAGAAGCAGCGAAUCCUCAACAAUGGCAACGUGGCGCCUCAAGGCCUGCGCGCCACCCUCCUCGAGAUGGAUGCCGUCGCCGAGAUGCAGCGCAAGCAACGCCUGAAGAGCCGCGUCAACCUUGCCUGGGAAGAUCCGAACGUGGCCGCAGAGCACCACAUAUCCGACGACGAAGACGUGCCGCUGGCCGUCAUCGCCGCCCUGCACCAGGGAGCCAAGAACAUGGCCGACGUCGAACGUCCCCUGGGACUGAUGGAAGUCCGCCAGCUGGAGGAAAACGAACCGCUGAGCCACCGUGCUGCCCGUCUCAAGGGACGGACGUCGCUCGCCGUGACCGCGAAGCGCCAGAGCGCACUAAGCCUGGGCCCCACGCGCAUGGCCGAAGUGCAGCCCCCGGCGCCCUCGCCGCGCAUUGUCGAGCCAGAUGUCGGGGCGGACGAAGAUGCACGCACCACCAUUGCCCCCGAACCGCUUGCGCCCGAGAUUGAGGAGGAGACGCUGGCCGCCAGGAAGAAGCGUCUGGCAGAAUCCCAGCUGCCCAAGGCCCGUCCCGUCAGCAGCACCUUUUCCAUGGAGCUUCUGAGCCAGUUUGGCGGUCCCGAUGAGAACGAGACCAAGAGCAGCGGCAAGAAGUCGCCCAACAAUCUGGCUGUCGAGGACGAGACGCUGGGCCAGCGCCGUCGCCGUCUGCAGGCCGAGCGGGAGGCUCGCGAGAGAGAGAUGAGCUAUGGAAACCUGACGGGCGAGAGACCCGUCAGCUACGGCAACCCGACGAACCAGCCGGCCGGAAAGGGGUUGACCCGCCGGGUGAGCAUGGCCGACAUGCUCUCGGUGCACCAGAAUAUCGAAAACCCUCGCAUUGCGGAAGAGAGACGCCGGCAGCAGGAGCAGAUGAGGAUCGCCGAGCAGGAGGCCAGAAUGGCGGCCGUGCGAGCCCAGAUGCCCACGACCCUCAUCCAACCGGGCAACGCCCGCACCGGAGGCUUCAAGGGCGGCCUGUACAAUGACGGAACGGGCGGCCUCGGCCUCGAAGCCGCCCGGUCGAGCACGGCCCUCAACACCUUGCAGACGCGAAGCUUCACCAACACGGGCCCCGGGAACCGAGCGACGAUGAUGGUGCCGCCGACCGGAUACGGCAGGCCGCAGGGACUGCAGCACUCGUAUAGCACGAUGACGGGGUUCCAUGGCGCUGCGAACGGAAUGGGUCCGAUGGGCGGGAUGAACACGAUGAGCAUGUACGGCGCUGGCAACUUGUAUGGCGCGAACGGGCUCAUCAACCAGGGCAUUCCCAUGUCGAAUCCUAAUGGGAGCUUGGAUCGCGUCGAGAGGUGGCGGCAGGGCGUUUUCCCCUGA